This is a messenger RNA of Lachancea fermentati, 1854 nucleotides long. NCBI's taxonomy places the organism in Eukaryota, Fungi, Ascomycota, Saccharomycetes, Saccharomycetales, Saccharomycetaceae. The record is from the annotation of a GenBank genome assembly.
AUGAGAAGGAAAACAACGCAUUUACACCAUUUUAUCAUUGUGGCACUACUGUUCUUUGUGAUAUACAAUAUUGGUGGAGGUACUCUCCACUCAAGGACACACUCAGUGCAGGAAGAUGGGGAACAAGUCGGUACCCCACCUCUGGUGAAGCCAAAGGCUAAGGGCUUAAAGAAAUACGUAAACAAGGUCAAAAAAUGUCCGAAAUACAUGGAUUAUGCAUCGGUCCCACACUUUCGUGAGGAAAGGGGAGAAACGCCGCUCAAUCUGCCUUACCAGCGCCCUCCAGAGAAUUGUCGUACCUUCAAAUCGUCAAUUAUUGAUGAUUUUCUGGAAGCCUUUCUCGUCAGAAUAAAAAAUCCUGAUCUCGCUCGUCUGUUCGAAAAUACCUUUCCCAAUACUCUAGACACCACCAUUCUUUGGCAUGUUACUGCUGAGCAAAAUAAAAAGCUACACAAUCAUAAACUGAAGCAUAUUUCGUACCGAAAUGAGAAACCGGAGACAUUCGUAGUGACAGGAGAUAUUCACGCAGAGUGGCUGCGGGAUUCUGCUUGGCAAUUGUCUACAUAUCAGCCGUUUAUAAGGUACGACUCUAAGCUGCUGGAAUUGAUGAAAGGAGCCAUAAAUCUGCAAGCACAGUUUCUUUUUCAUAAUCCAUACUGUAAUGCCUUUCAUCCUCCAGCGUAUACGCACGUUCAUCGCGGCGAUAGUGCAGUUGAUGACGUUUCUCCUCGUCCGGACUGGAGGCAAGUAUUUGAAUGCAAGUACGAAAUCGACUCAUUAGCAUCAUUUUUGACUUUAUCAAGACAGUUUUAUGAAAAUGCUCCUGAAACUGAGAAGUUUACCUUCAUUGAUGACGAUUGGCUCGUAGCCGUGGGAAGACUAAUAACAGUUUUGUUUCGAGAGUCUGUACCCACUUACGAUGAAAAUGGGGUUGUUAAUCCAUUCUAUUAUAAGUUUCAGCGACACACCAAUAUAGCAUCGGAAACACAACCUUUAGCUGGAACUGGUAAUCCUGUUAAUGGUGGAAUUGGGUUAAUUAGAUCAGCUUUUAGGCCAAGUGAUGACUCAACUGUUUUCCAAUAUUUCAUACCUGGUAACGCACAUAUGUGUGUCGAGCUAGAACAUCUAGCGAACAUACUUAAACACUAUCAUUCUAAGAUAGUUCUUGAAGAGGAAAUAUCAGAAGACGGAAAACAAGAUCAUACAGCGCUUUUGGAACUUAUUGACAAAGCUUCUUCCUUUUCCACGGCUAUCCGUGAAGGAAUUCUUGAACAUGCCAUCUUUGAACAUCCAAGAUACGGACUGGUUUUUGCUUAUGAAAUUGAUGGUUAUGGUAGUUCUCUAUUCAUGGACGACGCAAAUAUUCCAUCGCUUCUAUCUUUGCCCGAUUUGGGCUUUAUCAAUGCUCAUGACCAAGUAUAUCAGAAUACUCGUAAAAUGAUUAUGAGCAAAGACGGCAAUCCGUACUAUAUUCAAGGCAGCCAUUUCCAGGGAAUUGGUGGUCCCCACAUCGGAAUUCACAAUGCUUGGCCAAUGAGUUUGAUGGUAGCCAUUAGAACCACUGACAGAGACAAAGAUAUCGAAGACUAUCUCCAAAGGAUCCUUGAGAGUACUGGCGGUUUGGGCUUAAUCCACGAAUCAAUCCAAGCUUUCACACCUAAUGGGAUGCUCUUUACUAGACCAUGGUUCGCUUGGGCAAACUCAGAAUUUGCAAAGACCAUAUUGAAGUUGGCAGAACAAAAGCCUCAUUUGAUUUUUAAAGAGGAGUAUCUGAAUAACAAAUUCACCCUUGAUAAGUUCUUAUCUUCAUUAUUAGAAAAAACUAAACGCGGGGAAAACAUAAUGGAUGACUAG